AUGGCUCAAGAGAAUUUAGGCAUCUGUAGAUACCCCAUGGAAGGCGGUGAUGGCCCAUACAGCUACACUCAAAAUUCCGAGUACCAGAAACAAUCUGUGGAUUCAGCUAAGCAACUGACCAAUGAACUGAUUGAUCAGCUUCUUGAUGUUGGAAACCAUCCAUACUCUUUCAGUAACUCAUAUCGAGUUGCAGAUUUUGGAUGUUCAGUCGGUCCUAACACGUUCUGUGCAGUGCAUAACAUCAUUGAAGCUGUUGAAAACAAAUACAAAUCCCAAAAGAUGGAAUCACGCAUGCCAGAAUUCCAUGUCUUCUUUAACGAUCACGUUGGCAAUGAUUUUAACACACUCUUCAGAAACAUUCCUGCUACUGGACGCUACCUUGCAGCAGGUGUUCCGGGUUCUUUUCACGGGCGCCUACUUCCUAGUUCUACGCUACAUUUUGCACACUGCUCCACCGCGCUUCACUGGAUCUCUAAGAUCCCAAAAGAAGUGACGGAUAAGAACUCCCCCGCAUGGAACAAGGGCAGAAUCCAUUAUGCCGGAGCUGCUAAAGAAGUUAAAGAUGCAUAUUCAACUCAGUUUGCAAAAGAUUUUGAUUCUUUCCUGAGCGCGAGAGCACAGGAGCUCGUUCCAGGAGGAUUGAUGGUGCUUGUAUCACUUGGAUUCCCGGAUGGAGUCCAGGGAAUCAUCACUCAAGAGAUGGUGGAUUCAUUUAACUUGCCGUUUUAUUAUCCAUCGCCAUCGGAACUGAAGUCACUGAUUGAGGUAAACGGAUUGUUUGAGAUUAAGAAAAUAGAGAAGUUGGUCUCCCCAACAAGACAAGUAAAGCCGGACGACCUUGCUGUCUGCGUCCUUCACCUUAGAGCUAUCCUAGGGGAACUCAUCAAGGAACAUUUUGGUGAAGGGAUAACGGACAUCUUGUUCAAACGUCACACGAACAAGUAUGUCGAGAGUCCUGUUGUGUCUGAUGGGAGGUAUUUUAAAGAGACUAGCUAUUUUGUCUUUCUCAAGCGGAAAAUGAAUUGUGCAUCCUAG
Coffea arabica (coffee) is the source of this 1035-nucleotide messenger RNA. NCBI's taxonomy places the organism in Eukaryota, Viridiplantae, Streptophyta, Magnoliopsida, Gentianales, Rubiaceae. The record is from RefSeq and is a predicted model, not a curated record.